This is a messenger RNA of Canis lupus familiaris (dog), 5067 nucleotides long. RefSeq names its product ribosome binding protein 1 (gene RRBP1). The record is from RefSeq and is a predicted model, not a curated record. Gene Ontology annotation, cellular component: endoplasmic reticulum membrane. Lineage: Eukaryota; Metazoa; Chordata; Mammalia; Carnivora; Canidae. Gene Ontology annotation, biological process: protein transport. The coding region runs from base 239 to 4537 and encodes 1432 amino acids. The transcript is spliced from 24 exons.
AGAAAGUGCCACGACUCCACACGCGCGCACGCAGCCAGCGAGCGGCCGGAGCGGACGGCGGACGGGGCGGACGGCGGUGGGGUCGCGGCGCCUGCAGCUGCUCGGGGCGGCUUCUCGGCGGAGGCUCGGCCGGCUCCUCUCUCCCGGCUCCGCGGCGGCGGCGGCGGCGGCGGCGGCUCCUGCCCUUUCGCUCUCCCUCCCGCGUCUCCGGCUGCAGGUAAAGGGAAAGCAAGCCAGGAUGGAUAUUUACGACACUCAGACCUUGGGGGUUAUGGUAUUCGGUGGAUUCAUGGUCGUUUCUGCCAUCGGCAUCUUCCUGGUGUCAACCUUUUCCAUGAAGGAGACGUCAUAUGAAGAAGCCCUAGCCAACCAGCGCAAGGAGAUGGCAAAAACUCACCACCAGAAAGUAGAGAAGAAAAAGAAGGAGAAAACAGUGGAGAAGAAAGGAAAAACCAAGAAAAAGGAAGAGAAACCUAACGGGAAGAUACCUGACCAUGAGCCAGCCCCCAAUGUGACCAUCCUUCUCAAAGACCCAGUGAGGGCACCCGCAGUGCCCGUGGCUCCAACUCCGGUCCAGCCUCCUGUGGUCAUUGCCCCUGUAGCCACAGUACCAGCCAUGCCCCAAGAGAAGUUGGCCCCUUCUCCUAAGGACAAAAAGAAAAAGGAGAAAAAAGUGGCAAAGGUGGAACCAGCAGUCAGUUCUGUAGUGAAUUCCGUCCAAGUUCUUGCCUCCAAGGCUGCCAUCUUAGAAACUGCUCCCAAGGAGGUGCCUAUGGUGGUUGUGCCCCCAGUGGGUGCCAAGGCCGGUACCCCAGCCACCAGCACUGCACAGGGCAAAAAGGCAGAGGGAGCCCAGAACCAGAGCAGAAAGGCAGAGGGAGCCCCCAACCAGGGCAAAAAGGCAGAGGGGGCCCUCAACCAAGGCAAAAAGGCAGAGGGGGCCCAGAAUCAGGGCAAAAAGGUAGAAGUGGCCCCAAACCAAGGCAAAAAGGCAGAGGGGGGCCAGAAUCAGGGCAAAAAGGUAGAAGGGGCCCAGAAUCAGGGCAAAAAGGCAGAAGGAACCCCAAACCAGGGCAAAAAGGCAGAAGGGGCCCCCAACCAAGGCAAAAAGACAGAUGGGGCUCCCAACCAGGGCAAAAAGUCAGAAGGAGCUCCAAACCAGGGCAAAAAAGUAGAGGGGGCCCAGAAUCAAGGCAAAAAGGUAGAGGGGGUGCAGAAUCAGGGCAAAAAAGCCGAAGGAGCACAGAAUCAGGGCAAAAAGGCAGAAGGGACCUCCAGCCAGGGUAGAAAAGAGGAGGGGACCCCAAACCUGGGCAAAAAGGCAGAGGGGAGCCCCAAUCAGGGCAAAAAGGUGGAAGUGGUUCAGAACCAGAGCAAAAAGGUAGAGGGAGCCCCCAACCAGGGCAAAAAAGCAGAGGGGUCUCAGAACCAGGGCAAAAAGACAGAAGGGGCCUCCAACCAAGGCAAAAAGGUGGAUGGGGCUCAGAACCAGGGCAAAAAGGCAGAGGGAGCCCCCAACCAGGGUAAAAAGGUAGAGGGGGCUCAGAACCAGGGCAAAAAGGCAGAGGGGACCCCCAACCAGGGUAAAAAGGCAGAGGGGGCUCAGAACCAGGGCAAAAAGGCAGAGGGGGCUCCCAACCAGGGCAAAAAGGCAGAGGGGGCUCCCAACCAGGGCAAAAAGGCAGAGGGGGCUCCCAACCAGGGCAAAAAGGCAGAGGGGGCUCCCAACCAGGGCAAAAAGGCAGAGGCGGCUCCCAACCAGGGCAAAAAGGCAGAGGGGGCUCCCAACCAGGGCAAAAAGGCAGAGGGGGCUCCCAACCAGGGCAAAAAGGCAGAGGGGGCUCCCAACCAGGGCAAAAAGGCAGAGGGGGCCCAGAAUCAGGGCAAAAAGGCAGAGGGGGCUCCCAACCAGGGUAAAAAGGCAGAUUUGGUUGCUAAUCAAGGCACAAAGGCAGAGGGUGUUGCAGGCCAGGGGAAAAAAGCAGAGGGGGCCCCCAAUCAAGGCAAAAAGGGAGAAGGAACCCCAAACCAGGGCAAAAAGUCAGAAGGAUCUCCCAACCAGGGCAAAAAGGUGGAUGCGUCUGCCAAUCAGAGUAAAAGGGCAGAGUCAGCUCCUAUCCAAGGCAAAAAUGCAGAUAUGGUCCAGAGCCAAGAGGCACCAAAGCAAGAGGCUCCUGCAAAGAAGAAAUCUGGUUCAAAGAAGAAAGGUGAGCCUGGGCCUCCAGACUCUGACAGCCCUCUCUACCUCCCCUACAAGACGCUGGUCUCCACAGUUGGAAGCAUGGUAUUCAACGAGGGUGAGGCCCAGCGGCUCAUUGAGAUCCUGUCCGAGAAGGCUGGUGUCAUUCAAGACACCUGGCAUAAGGCUACUCAGAAGGGUGACCCCGUGGCGAUUCUGAAGCGCCAGCUAGAAGAGAAGGAGAAGCUGCUGGCCACAGAGCAGGAGGACGCGGCUGUUGCGAAGAGCAAACUGAGGGAGGUGAAUAAGGAGCUGGCAGCAGAAAAGGCUAAGGCAGCAGCGGGGGAGGCCAAGGUGAAGAAGCAGCUGGUGGCCCGGGAGCAGGAGAUCACAGCCGUGCAGGCGCGCAUGCAAGCCAGCUACCGGGAGCAUGUGAAGGAGGUGCAGCAGCUGCAGGGCAAGAUCCGGACCCUUCAGGAGCAGUUGGAGAACGGCCCCAACACACAGCUGGCCCGUCUGCAGCAGGAAAAUUCCAUCCUGAGGGAUGCCUUGAACCAGGCCACGAGCCAGGUGGAGAGCAAGCAGAACACCGAGCUGGCCAAGCUCCGGCAGGAGCUCAGCAAGGUCAGCAAGGAGCUGGUGGAGAAAUCAGAGGCUGCGCGGCAGGAGGAGCAGCAGCGAAAGGCCCUGGAGACCAAAACAGCCGCCUUGGAGAAGCAGGUCCUACAGCUGCAAGCAUCUCACAAGGAGAGUGAGGAGGCCCUGCAGAAGCGCCUGGACGAGGUCAGCCGGGAGCUAUGCCGCUCCCAGACCAGCCAUGCCAGCCUGCGGGCGGAUGCCGAGAAGGCCCAGGAGCAGCAGCAGCAGAUGGCUGAGCUGCACAGCAAACUUCAGUCCUCCGAGGCGGAGGUGAAAAGCAAGUCUGAGGAGCUGAGUGGUCUCCAUGGGCAGCUCAAGGAGGCCAGGGCCGAGAACUCACAGCUCAUGGAGAGAAUCCGGUCCAUCGAGGCCCUGCUGGAGGCGGGCCAGGCCCGGGACACCCAGGAUGCCCAGGCCAGCCGAGCGGAGCAUCAGGCCCGCCUCAAGGAGCUAGAGUCCCAGGUGUGGUGCCUGGAGAAGGAGGCCACCGAGCUCAAGGAGGCUGUUGAGCAGCAGAAAGUGAAGAACAACGACCUCCGAGAGAAGAACUGGAAGGCCAUGGAGGCUCUGGCCUCGGCCGAGAGAGCCUGCGAGGAGAAGCUCCGCUCCUUAACCCAGGCCAAGGAGGAAUCCGAGAAGCAGCUCAGCCUGACGGAGGCCCAGACCAAGGAGGCCCUGCUGGCCCUGUUGCCGGCUCUCUCCAGCUCAGCCCCCCAGAGUUACACCGAGUGGCUGCAGGAACUCCGAGAGAAGGGCCCGGAGCUGCUGAAGCAGCGGCCGGCUGACACAGAUCCGUCCUCGGACCUGGCUUCCAAGCUGAGGGAGGCUGAGGAGACCCAGAACAAUCUGCAGGCCGAGUGUGACCAGUACCGCACCAUCCUGGCAGAGACGGAGGGCAUGCUCAAAGACCUGCAGAAGAGUGUGGAGGAGGAGGAGCAGGUGUGGAAGGCCAAAGUGAGCGCCACGGAGGAGGAGCUUCAGAAGUCACGGGUCACAGUGAAACAUCUCGAAGACAUUGUAGAGAAGCUAAAAGGAGAACUUGAAAGUUCAGAGCAGGUGAGGGAGCACACCUCACAUCUGGAAGCAGAGCUGGAGAAGCACAUGGCAGCUGCCAGCGCUGAGUGCCAGAGCUACGCCAAGGAGGUGGCGGGGUUGAGGCAACUUUUAUUAGAGUCUCAGUCUCAGCUGGAUGCAGCCAAGAGUGAAGCCCAGAAACAAAGCAAUGAGCUCGCCCUGGUCAGGCAGCAGUUGAGUGAGAUGAAGAGCCACGUAGAGGAUGGUGACGUAGCUGGGUCCCCAGCUGCCCCCCCAGCAGAGCAGGACCCUGUCGAGUCUGGGGGUGGUGUUCCCAUGCAGCUGAAGGCGCAGCUGGAGCGGACAGAGGCCACCCUGGAGGACGAGCAGGCGCUGCGGAGGAAGCUCACGGCCGAGUUCCAGGAGGCUCAGAGCUCCGCGUGCCGGCUCCAGGCCGAGCUGGAGAAGCUCCGCAGCACAGGGCCCCUGGAGUCUUCAGCAGCAGAGGAGGCCACACAGCUGAAGGAGAGACUAGAAAAAGAGAAGAAACUAACCAGUGACCUGGGACAUGCUGCCACCAAAUUGCAGGAGCUUUUGAAGACCACCCAGGAGCAGCUGGCAAAGGAGAGAGACACAGUGAAGAAGUUGCAGGAGCAGUUGGACAAAACAGACGACAGCAGCUCAAAGGAGGGCACUUCUGUCUGAGUCUGCUCUUCGGGAAAAGAAGUUCCCAUUCAACUUACCAAAAUGCCUUACACAUUCCUUACAAAUAAAUAAACCAACCAACACACCGUUAUCCAGGCCCAACCUCCAGUAGCUCUGAGAGAAGCCAUGAGAGACUCUUAGAAUCACAGAAAUAGACCUUCCAGACCCCUUGUUUGUAAAAGAACCUUUGUCACAUUUGAUAAACACUAUUCCCCAGGACCAGCCCUGGACCACCACCGAGCAGACGCCAAAGCCCUUACCAGCUCUGUGACAGACCCCAGGGUAUGUGCUGGGGAGGCCGGGACGCUGGGUAUCUGUAUGUCAAUCAGUGCAAUUGUUUUCUUCCCCUGGGUUGGGGGUCAGGAGGCGAGCGGCCUGGUGGUGAGUCUCCAGGGCUGUGGAGCAGACUGGAGGGGCCCAGCCCAGCCGGGGAGGCAGCAGCCCCUCACCCCCGGGGGAAGUUGCCAGCAAGAACUGAUGUGUGACUUCCUGGAUGUUAAUGCCAUUAAAACCAACAUUGUUGCCCGGCA